CAGUUAAAGCCUUUUAACGAACACCCACGGUGAAGAGAAAAAGCUUGGUGGGCUUCCGCUACGCGUUCGCUACCGCCGUUGCGCCGCCUCGACGGAUUAGGUCGUCGUCCUGGAUACUUCUCCCUGGCUCCGCUUCCUUGGACGGGCGCCACACCAUGGCCGGCAAAAUUCCACCGCCGCUCCCUCCGAUCCCUCCCUCCGCUCAAUCAGUAGCCCCUCCCUCCCUCCGCUCCACUUCUCCCACCAUGGCCAAGCUCACGCCGUCCCUUCAGCAGCAGAUCGGAGAGGAGGUCCCGGCGGCCGGCGAUGUUCUUGGGGAUCCUCAACUACAGGUCGGUGGGGAGCCAAAGAUGUCCAGCAAAAUUCAUGGGAAGCUGCCGAAGAAGAUCCGCAAGAAGAAGUCCAUUGAUGCAUGUGGGGAGCUGCAGCGGGCCAGCGACGUCCGUGACAGUAACGAGGUUACCACGUCACUUCCAUUAUCAAAGAAGAGCGCCAAGAAGGUUAUAUUUUUGUGUUACAAUAAAAAAUCAGAUAAAAGUCCAACUGCAUGGACCAAAAGACCACUUUCGGAGGCUAGUGGUAGCUCAAGAGCAAAAAAGGCUGCCAAAUUGAUUAAUGCCAAGGUUGAAAUGACUCAACUGCAAAACAAGUCUAAGCCCAACCUACAAAUGCUGGACAGGAAAACCGCUAUGAAGAACAAAGAGUGGUGGAUCAUCUUGUCUCUGGUACCUGAUGUGUCAGAUGUUAACUGA
Lolium perenne is the source of this 752-nucleotide messenger RNA. NCBI's taxonomy places the organism in Eukaryota, Viridiplantae, Streptophyta, Magnoliopsida, Poales, Poaceae. The record is from RefSeq and is a predicted model, not a curated record.